AUGUUUUUUGUGCCACAGAGAUCACCAGGUACUAGAUAUGGAGGACUUGAUGAUGCCACACAUUUGGUCUUGGAUCUGGAGAUAAAUGAUGCUCAUCAGCAGCUCACAUCCUUAGACAUACAGGCUGAAAGAGAGAACCCAGAGGGAGACACGUUUAUGGAUGGCCUGCCUUUGUGCCAUCACACUGCCAACAGCCUCUCUGGUCCUCCUGCAUUAACUGUGCCCAUGCCGUGCCUUUCUCCGCAUGAUGGCGGCUCUACGGAAGCAGCUGCACAGAAAGGACGACAAUAUGGGAUGGAUUCAGACGAGUGGAAUCAGUGGCAGAGUGAGUUCAGAGGGCAGAUCAGGGCUCUGCGACACUGGCUGAAGACCAUGGAGAAGAGACUCCCUCCACCGGAUCCCGAUCUGCAGAGUGAUGGUCAGUCAAGUUCAGACCAGGAUUCAAGUCUAGAUCAGUGGAAGGAUGGCAGAAGUGUUUUGGCUCUGAAAGAUCAGUUCAGGGAUCCGUUGAAAUUCCAGCAAAAUCUGGAAACCCUGUUGACGUGGGUCUGCGAGAUUGAGGAACUGACAGCCAAUCAAAAACCACCAUCCUCAGAGUUUAAAGUGGUGAAAGCCCAACUGCAAGAGCAGAAGCUCUUACAGCGCCUCCUAGAGGACAGGAGACCCAGUAUGGAGACUAUGAUGCAGGAGGGUCCACACUUGGCAGAGGGGCUUCAGGGAAAUGACGGUGAAAAGACCAAAGUGCAGCUCGCACAGCUCAAACUCAAGUGGGAGGCUCUACUUCAGGGUGCUAACAGCAGACACAGGAUUCUGGAGGACAUUCUGCCAAGAGCUCAGCAAUUCCAGGAGAGGACAGACAGACUUCAGCAAUGGCUUAUAUCUGUGGAUCAGGAUUUAGCUGAGCUCCGCUCUGCAGAGAGAGGGAUGCUGCAUCUGCAAGAAGCCACAGGACAGGCCAAGGCAGUGAUGGAAGAGAUAAAAGCUAAGAGUGUCGACCUGGGGAAACUCCAACAAUGUGCUCAUGAGCUCAUGGAAAAGAUUUCAGAGGAGGAAACGCAACUGGUGCAGGAGCGGGUGGACAGUCUGCGUAUCCGGUACUCAGUGAUGAGUCUUGGUAGUGCUGAUAUCCUGCAGAGGCUGGAACAGGCUUUGGAGGCAUCUAGUCGAUGUACCUCCAGUCAGGAAGACCUACACCUGUGGCUUGGUCGAAUUGAGAGAGAGCUGCUGGUUCCUGCUGCCCAGAGCCAGACUGGGGAUACAGUCUUGUGUUCUUCUGAGAGGCAGAAGCUGGAACAAGCAGUUGAAAAAGAGUCGGCUUGGUUUAGAGACACAUCACUGGCACUGGAGGAGCUCAGAGCCAUUAAUUUGAACCCAGACGUCAUUGCAUCCCAGCUCAAUGAGCAGAAAAUACUUGCUGUAGAGAUUCUGCAGCACAAGUUUAACAUUGAGAAAAUGGUGAAGAUUUUGGAACUACUGCAGACAUACACUGAGGAUGGGGAGACACUGAGACUCCAGUCUUCCCUAGACACCUUACAGGAGCAGUGUCAGGUCACUACUGCCACUAAUUCCCAUGUCGUGCUUCAACUGGAGCAUGCACAGUCGCUCUUGUCUCAGUUCUCAGAGGGCUAUGCUGAGGUGUUACCGUGGUUACAGGAAACCAAAGCCCUUAUUGGCCAGUUUACCCUGAACACCAUCAGCUACGAGGCUUUCCGAGAACAACAGGACCUUUUACAGGGCAUCAGGGAGUCCAUAGCAGAGCAUAAGCCGCUGAUAGCAAGGCUGAUCAUGCUGGCCCAGCGUCUAUCAGACCUGAAUGCAACUCAGGGAGAAGACUUCUGCCAGAAAGCUAGGGACACUGAGGAGCAGCACCUGGCCAUCAGAGACAGGGUUCGGGAAGCUGCUGGAGUACUGGAGGAGUCUCUGCCCCGCUAUACACAGCUGAAUGAGAGGAUGACACUGAUUGGAGAGAGACUGGAGCGUCUGUGUAGUCACCUGCAAGCGUCAAUGGUUCUUCAAGGACUCACCCCACGAAUUCAGGAGCAGCUACAGGACAACAAGCACACACUGUCUGAGCUCUCCAAAAUGGAUCUGGACCUCAGCAGUGUGAGGACACAGGCACAGGAGCUCCUGAACAAUACAGGGGCCCUUGGGGACAGUUCCAUUGGUGCAGCUACUCAGGAGCGGGUUUGCAGUCUAACAAGCCGCUGGGAGGAGGCUCAAAGACAAGCUCAGGAGAGGGAGAAGUUUCUUCUCAAUCUCCUGGAUCUGGCAGUCAGGUUCUGGAAUGAUGUGAGCGACUUGACAACUGGACUGAAUGAUGCCCAGCAAGCUGUUCUGGACCUCAACUCCAGUCGAUCUGAUUCAGAAACCAUCCGACAGAGCCUGGAGACCAUGCAGACACUCAGGGAGGACAUUGAUUCUCUUCAAGGUGACCUGGACACACUGGGAAUUCUGGGAAUGGAACUCAUGUCAGCUUGUGGUGACACAGACAAACCAGAGGUCACCAAAUGUUUGGAUGAGCUUUACAGCACGUGGAACAAUCUCAGUAAGAUCUGGACAGAGUGCAACAGUAAGUUAGAAGAAUGUUUACGGAUGGCUCUCCAUUAUCAGGACAGCAUGCAGGGACUCUUUGAGUGGCUGAGGUCUGCAGAGCUGAAAUCCACCGAGGAGUUCUCAGUGGGAUCUGAUCUGGGAUCAGUUAAAGAGCAGUUAUGUGACCUGAAGGAAUUUAAGCGAGAGCUCUAUCAGAAGAAGAUUGAGAUUGAGAGUCUAAACCAUCGCUUUGUGUGUCGUCUUUCUCCGGGCACUGAGCGGCCUGGGUCUGUCUCUCCACUGUGUGACUUCCGUCAGCGAUGGGACAACCUGGAGUCAGAGACUGUCAGCAGACAGCACCAGUUGGAGUGUGCACUGCUGGGCUUGGGUCAGUUCCAGAACACUCUUGAUGAAUUGCACGCCUGGCUUUCCCACACAGCUGACCUACUGCAGGCCUCUCAGCCAAUCAGCAUUGACCUGCAGACCUGUGAGAUAGAGCUAGCCAAACACAAGGUUCUGCGGAAUGAUGUGAUGUCCCAUGUGCACACGGUAGACUCUCUGAACCAGGCCGGCAGAAACCUGAUGGAGUCUGGGGCGGGAGACGUUUCACAUGUCCUGCAGACUCGUCUGGAACAGCUGAAUGAACGCUGGGAAUUUGUGCGCUGUGAGACAGAGCGCAGACAGCUAGAGCUGGAAAAUAACCUCAGUCAGGUUCAGGAUGUAACCAUGGAGAUCCAGGAUCUCCUGCAGUGGCUGGAACACACCGACCUGAGGCUGUCGUCCAGUAAGACAGUGUGGGGAAUGCCUGACUUUGCCAACGAGAGACUCAAUGCACAUUUGGAGUUGUGUAAUGAGAUGGACUCUAAAAUGCACGCCUACACAAAUGUCCGCAACGCCAUCCACAGGAUGCUGGAAGGCAGUGAAGUGGCCCGGGGCUCCAGUACAGAGCACAGCUUAUGCAUACUGGAGCAGAAGUGGAGCGCUGUCUACGCUAAAAUGCAAGAAAGAAAGGCAAAGUUAACCGAGGGACUUGGUCUCGCAAAGGAGUUUAACAGUAAUGUCCAAGACCUGCUGAGCAAAAUGGCCAAGUGUGAGGAGACCAUAAAUACUCUGCCUGCGCCCAGCUUCAUUUUGGACACAGUCUGCGCUCAGCUUCAGGAGCACAGGGUGCUGGUAGGUGAGGUGCAGUCUUAUGGAGAGAGGAAGACGAGUGUGGAAACCGCUGCCACACGUCUUUUGGAGCUCAGCAGAAAGGAAGACUGUGAUGUAGUGCAGAAUCUCAUCAUGACCGUUCAGGACCGAUACAGGAAACUCCACCAACACACCACAGAGAGGGGGAAAACACUUGAGGAUGUCAAGAGACAUGCUAAACAGUUCAAUGAAUCCUGGCACUUACUGGUGGACUGGAUGACGGAGGUUGAGCAGACGCUGGAUACACACAAAGAGAUCGCUGUGUCACAGGAAGAGAUCAAACAGCAGCUCACUGAACAAAAGGAGUUCCAGAAACUUCUCCGCUCGAAGCGGCCCAUGUAUGAGGCCUGUCUGAAGAGUGGCCGCUCACUGCAGGAGAAAGCCCGGAGUCCUGAAGACACACAGCACCUGGAGAACAUGGUGUCUGAGCUCAGAGACUCAUGGGACACCAUCAGCGGCAAAUCCAGCGAGAGGCAACACAAGCUGGAAGAGGCUCUGCUGUUUUCAGGCAGAUUCACUGACGCUCUACAGGCUCUUAACGAUUGGCUGUACAGAGCCGAGCCACAGCUGGCUGAAGACGUGCCUGUCUGUGGUGAAAAAGACCUGGUCAACAAUCUGAUUGACAAGCACAAGGUGUUCCAGCGGGAGCUCGGGAAGCGCGCCAGCUGUAUCCGCACGCUCAAGCGGUCGGUCAGGGAUCUGACGCGGAGCAGCACGGCCGACGCCCACUGGCUGCAGGAGCAGAUGGAGGAGCUGGAGGGCCGCUGGGAGGCCGUGUGUAAACUCUCUGUGUCCAGACAGACUCGACUAGAGGUCGCGCUGCAACAGGCGGAAGAGUUCGAUGGAAUGGUUCACACUUUCCUGGAUCAUCUUUCGGAUGUUGAGAGAGUCCUGAAGUACGGAGUGCUGCCUGAGGAAGAGGAGGCUCUUCUGGCAUUUCGUACCUGUCAUCAGGAGUCUAUGAGUUUCUUAAACGCUCAGCAGACGGCGCUGGAGAACAUUCGCAAACUGGGUGAGGAGAUUCUGUCCUCCUGCCAUCCGGACUCUGUCAUCACCAUCAAAUCAUGGAUCAGCAUCACAAAGACUCGCUAUGAAGAGGUCCAGACUUGGGCGAAACAGCAGGCCGAGAGGAUCCAGACCACACUGUCUGCUCUCGAGGCAGAGAGAGAAAAGAUACAGCGAUUACUGGACUGGAUCUCCUCCGCUGAAGAGUCUCUCAAUCUAAAAGAACAGGAGCCGCUGCCUGAAGACAUAGAGCUCAUUGCAGAUCUCAUCACUCAGCACGCGGAUUUUAUGGAUGAGAUGAAAGGGAAGGUACCAGAGGUUGAAAAUGCCACAAAAUCCUGUAAACACAAGCUGGUUCCCAAGCAGCAGGUUUCCCCUAGUCGCAAGGCGCCAGCAAAGAGGAGAGGCACAGCAAAGCCCCCACCGUCUGUUCCUCUUCCACUGGAGAAACUGGACCCUCAGACGCCCAUGAUGUGUCAGCUGGUGAGUCAGUGGAGGAAACUCUGGCUCCUGGCCCACAGCAGACAGAGCAGACUAGAGGAACAUCUACAGAGGCUGAAAGAGCUGGAGGAGUUUGCUAAUUUUGACUUCAACAUCUGGCGGAAAAGAUACAUGCAGUGGAUAAGUCACCUCAAAUCCCGGAUACUGGAUGUUUUCCGUAGCAUCGAUCGAGAUCAAGAUGGCCGAAUCACUCACAAGGAGUUCAUUGACAGUGUUUUGGCUUCUAAAUUUCCCACCAACUCCCUGGAAAUGACUGCAGUUGCUAACAUAUUUGAUGUUAAUGGUGAUGGAUACAUUGACUACUACGAAUUCGUGAGUGCCCUCCAUCCAAGCCGAGACCCUUACAGAAAGACGAUAGACACAGACCAAAUCAACGAGGAGGUGAGUCGUCAGGUGUCUCAAUGCAACUGUCCAAAGAGAUUUCAAGUAGAGCAAAUUAGUGCAAACCGCUACAGGUUUGGAGACUCUCAGCAGUUGCGAAUGGUUCGUAUUCUCAGAAGCACUCUGAUGGUUCGGGUUGGUGGUGGAUGGACGGCCUUAGAUGAGUUUCUAGUAAAGAAUGAUCCCUGUAGAGUAAAGGGACGCACAAACCUAAAGAUAAAGGAGAAGUAUCUCUCUCCGGAUGCGUUCGAGACAUCAGGCCGCAGAGGCAGCGCUAAAGGCCUGACCGUCAGCAGAUCCAACUCCAGCCUGAGUUUAUACAGCAGCGCUUCGGCUCCUAGCAGCCCUCUGACACGCAAGGCAUUGCUACGCAGAAGUUUCUCUGGUGAGAGGUGCAUUCGACCCAGGAGCUCUAUUGCAGCAUUGGGGAGCGAUCAUUUCUCUGCUGACAUUGACUCACCUUCACCUACGGAAGAGGCAGAAAGACCACCAACAUGACCACAUCUUGUCCGAUGUAUCUUGUACCAUGAGCUCAACCAGGCAGGUGUUCCUGAUCCGCAGGAUGGACAGAAAAACCACCCCAGCAGGCCUCAGAUCAGUGGCCACAUUCAGACAGUUCACUCAGUACAGCCACUCAUGUCCGGUCACAUGAGCUCUGCUGCACUAACUAGUGCUCUGAGGUGUGUUACACCAUCCGUUUCAUAUCAUAACAUGGAUUUGUUACCUUCACAGACUUUGUUUUUACAAAACUGACUCCCCGCUUUGUGUGUAACGAGAGACCACUGGAAUGUUUUGCAUGAGUUUGAGCAGCACGACGCCUGUAGUAUCAAAGAGCAAUAGCUUAUGUAGUGCUUUAUACAGCAUAUAUGCACAGAUGUCUGUAUUUUCUUUUGUUGCUUGAUGUAGGGGCAAAUGUUUAAUCUGACCCUUCAUCCGCAAGAGUCAAAGCCACUGCCUUUGUAUUCGUUUUACCACACAGUUAGUGAUGUGAUGCAAAAUAUAAACCAAAAUACUGCUGUCUUAUGGUUUAGGCUUUAUGAUAAGCUGUGCUUUAGGGUUUUAUGUUAUUGUUUUGUGUACGUGUGGCUAUUAUAUCCUCAGGUUUGAAGUGCUGGAAUAUUUCAGGGUCUAGAGUAUGAAUUUAAAGACCACAUGAAAUAUACCGCCUGCCACCAUUAGCAAUAGGAAAAAGUAAAUAAUGGUUCAAAGUGGUAAAUAAGCCCAAGAAAUACAUGGCUCUGCCUACUUUUUUCUAAAUUAUGUAAAUAGCAAAUGGCAAAACCUGAAAAACAGUAUUCUCAUUUUACAGCACUUUUCAGAUGACACAUCAUUUUUAUUCUCUAAUGCAGAUGCAGGUUGUCAUAAAAAAUGUGCCUGUGGAUAUAAAAUGGUUGCAAAAUAAUAUUGUGUUUCUUAUAGAACAUUUCAUGGCAGUUUUACAUGGAAAGGUCUAUUGUCUGAUGCUAAAUAGCAUGUAAAAUGCUCCAAAACAGUUUAAUGUGACUAUAGCAAUGUUUUAUGAUGUUGGUUGUUGUUGGUUGUACAUAUCGUGCCAUUUUGUCAACGAAAUCUUACCUAUGUUGUUUACAAAAGCAAAUGUGAGAUAAAAACACAUUUGCUGAAGCAAGCAUGCCAUUUUAGCUUGCUAACUGCAAAUGCACCGCUAUACCAGGUGCGCUACCAAGCAAGUUUACCGUGUCAGAAAUGCCACACAUGUGGAGCUGAUCAUGUGAUACAAAUUUCAGAAUGUUAAGUUUACAAAUAAUGCACUACGGUAAAAGUAUUCUGAGCUCAUAACAGAGUAUUGAGCAAGAAACCAUGCAAAAAUAAGCCUUUAUUCAUUGAUAAUCUUCCCCCGAAAUCAUAAUUUGUGUGAAAAGGAACAAAAGUUGUUGCCGUUUGCUGCCUCUUAGUGUUCAUUUUAGCUGGAAGCUGCUGUGAAAUGUAUGAAUAGGUACCUUUUUUUGCAGUUUUUAAGAAAUGUAGGCAAAGUCAUGCAUUUCCAAUAAGUCUGGGCUGCAAUUAGUACACAAAAUGUGUUCAAACGAAACUGUACUGUCAGUACUCUUAUUAUAAUCAAUAAACUAUCUGCCAUGAUUCUUUGAUGAACACGUUACCAGCUGUGAAAGUUGGAGCCUAAGAUGGUGGUGUAAAUACAAUCAUUCCCAAAUGACUUGAACACACAAGUCAACACAGAAAACUGCACUUGUUGAGUCGUUUUAUGAGGUCUUUAAAUACUUGUUUGUUUCAGAGCUUUGAGUCUGUUUAGGGAUGUUCUUUGGCAUUUUAGCAUUGUUUAAUGUAUGUUUCACUUUUACUUUUAUGUCCCAGUGUCUGUAAAAUGUAUAUAUAUUAGUGUAAUUUCCAGUAUAUAGACACCUAGAGAGUAUUUGCUUUGGUUUUGCUAAAAACUCUUAUUUGAUUUUGAACAAUCAUGCCACCGGUUGUAAUAACUUCCUUUGAGGAUAUGAAAGUGUAGGUCUCAAUGAGAUUAGCUGACUUAAUACUCAUCACAAAUGCUCCUUUAUCAGCACCAGCUGUGAUUUUUGACUUUUAAUUGAGCCAAACCACAUUGAUACGACCUGCUUUUUUACAGUGUCCUGCUCAGGGCAAAGUCUGCUGUAUUCAUUUUUUGCCUUAAACCUAUUUGUGAAUGUCGUGGGUUGAAAUCUUAUACCAUUGUACCAAGUGUUAUGGAUAUAGCAUUUGAUUCAAAUUACAUAUCAAAUAUGUGUGUCUUUUAAUUUUGUGCAUAUGCGGUUCGGUUCUCUUAAUUUUGGAGUUGAAAUGGGUUUUGAGGGUUCAGGAUUGCAGCAUUUCAGUUAUUGCUUUGCUACACCCUGUUGCAUCUGAGAAUAAUCAAAUGAAGGCAUUAUGGCUAAAAAUGAUAGAUGCAAAAGCAAUAUGGCCAAAAAUAUGGCACAUAUAUUUGCAAAGUGAGGUGGUCAGUGUUAUUUUGAUGAUUUGUAGUCAAAAGAAUUGUAAUGAUUGUCUCAUUGCCCGGCAGGAAAUAAUAAAGUCUGGCAGUGAUUGAUUAUCUAUGCAAAAUCCAUUUGACACUCAAAAUCCAUUUCACUUCUGUGAUUAUUCAUCACCUUAUAAAUGCUGGUAUAUCAUAAUUUCUGGAAACACUGGAAAGAGAUCCUCUUCUGCUAUGCACCUGCUAUUAUUGUACUGUAAAUCUCUGAUGCUGUAAAUAAUGGUAUGUUCAAGUAGCAUUAUUGCUUAUUUACUGUACGUUCCUGAUCUUAUAACAUAAGGUUACGUAGAAUUUGUGUUCAGUGCUGCAUUACUUCUAGGGCCUAGCUGUGAAAUGACACUAAUUAUAACAUUUCUUGUAAUUAUAAAUCUGUUCAAAUAAAAUGUUUUAUAGAAUGUUGUGUAUAACAUGGUCUAUAAACUGCUUUGUGCAUUUUAGCAACAUGAAGCAGAAAGAAAGAAAGAAAGAAAGAAAGAAAGAAAGAAGGAAAGAAAGGGUCAAAUAGAAUAUUCCACUUGAAGUUAUAAGUGUCCCUUUUCUGCACUGAAUUCAUCAAGAGCUGCUGUAAGACAUGCUGUAAAACUUUUAAGUAAAACAUCUUAAUGUUUGAAAUGCAAAGUAAGACAAAGUCAUUUUAACUAUAAAAGACAAAAAAUGCUACA
Labeo rohita (rohu) is the source of this 9252-nucleotide messenger RNA. It is a transcript of the gene macf1b, whose product is annotated as microtubule actin crosslinking factor 1b. The transcript has 42 exons. NCBI's taxonomy places the organism in Eukaryota, Metazoa, Chordata, Actinopteri, Cypriniformes, Cyprinidae. Gene Ontology annotation, biological process: hemidesmosome assembly; intermediate filament cytoskeleton organization; cytoplasmic microtubule organization. Gene Ontology annotation, cellular component: focal adhesion; intermediate filament; membrane. The record is from RefSeq and is a predicted model, not a curated record. The coding region runs from base 1 to 6108 and encodes 2035 amino acids. Gene Ontology annotation, molecular function: microtubule binding; calcium ion binding; structural molecule activity.